GUGACGCGGCCGCCGGCCCGGGGCUGGGUACAUUGUCGCGCGGCCGCUUCCCCCCGGCCGGGCCCCCGCCGCCCCGCGGUCCCCAGAGCGCCAGGCCCCCGGGGGGAGGGAGGGAGGGCGCCGGGCCGGUGGGAGCCAGCGGCGCGCGGUGGGACCCACGGAGCCCCGCGACCCGCCGAGCCUGGAGCCGGGCCGGGUCGGGGAAGCCGGCUCCAGCCCGGAGCGAACUUCGCAGCCCGUCGGGGGGCGGCGGGGAGGGGGCCCGGAGCCGGAGGAGGGGGCGGCCGCGGGCACCCCCGCCUGUGCCCCGGCGUCCCCGGGCACCAUGCUGUCCAACUCCCAGGGCCAGAGCCCGCCGGUGCCGUUCCCCGCCCCGGCCCCGCCGCCGCAGCCCCCCACCCCUGCCCUGCCGCACCCCCCGGCGCAGCCGCCGCCGCCGCCCCCGCAGCAGUUCCCGCAGUUCCACGUCAAGUCCGGCCUGCAGAUCAAGAAGAACGCCAUCAUCGAUGACUACAAGGUCACCAGCCAGGUCCUGGGGCUGGGCAUCAACGGCAAAGUUUUGCAGAUCUUCAACAAGAGGACCCAGGAGAAAUUCGCCCUCAAAAUGCUUCAGGACUGCCCCAAGGCCCGCAGGGAGGUGGAGCUGCACUGGCGGGCCUCCCAGUGCCCGCACAUCGUACGGAUCGUGGAUGUGUACGAGAAUCUGUACGCAGGGAGGAAGUGCCUGCUGAUUGUCAUGGAAUGUUUGGACGGUGGAGAACUCUUUAGCCGAAUCCAGGAUCGAGGAGACCAGGCAUUCACAGAAAGAGAAGCAUCCGAAAUCAUGAAGAGCAUCGGUGAGGCCAUCCAGUAUCUGCAUUCAAUCAACAUUGCCCAUCGGGAUGUCAAGCCUGAGAAUCUCUUAUACACCUCCAAAAGGCCCAACGCCAUCCUGAAACUCACUGACUUUGGCUUUGCCAAGGAAACCACCAGCCACAACUCUUUGACCACUCCUUGUUAUACACCGUACUAUGUGGCUCCAGAAGUGCUGGGUCCAGAGAAGUAUGACAAGUCCUGUGACAUGUGGUCCCUGGGUGUCAUCAUGUACAUCCUGCUGUGUGGGUAUCCCCCCUUCUACUCCAACCACGGCCUUGCCAUCUCUCCGGGCAUGAAGACUCGCAUCCGAAUGGGCCAGUAUGAAUUUCCCAACCCAGAAUGGUCAGAAGUAUCAGAGGAAGUGAAGAUGCUCAUUCGGAAUCUGCUGAAAACAGAGCCCACCCAGAGAAUGACCAUCACCGAGUUUAUGAACCACCCUUGGAUCAUGCAAUCAACAAAGGUCCCUCAAACCCCACUGCACACCAGCCGGGUCCUGAAGGAGGACAAGGAGCGGUGGGAGGAUGUCAAGGGGUGUCUUCAUGACAAGAACAGCGACCAGGCCACUUGGCUGACCAGGUUGUGAGCAGAGGAUUCUGUGUUCCUGUCCAAACUCAGUGCUGUUUCUUAGAAUCCUUUUAUUCCCUGGGUCUCUAAUGGGACCUUAAAGACCAUCUGGUAUCAUCUUCUCAUUUUGCAGAAGAGAAACUGAGGCCCAGAGGCGGAGGGCAGUCUGCUCAAGGUCACGCAGCUGGUGACUGGUUGGGGCAGACCGGACCCAGGUUUCCUGACUCCUGGCCCAAGUCUCUUCCUCCUAUCCUGCGGGAUCACUGGGGGGCUCUCAGGGAACAGCAGCAGUGCCAUAGCCAGGCUCUCUGCUGCCCAGCGCUGGGGUGAGGCUGCCGUUGUCAGCGUGGACCACUAACCAGCCCGUCUUCUCUCUCUGCUCCCACCCCUGCCGCCCUCACCCUGCCCUUGUUGUCUCUGUCUCUCACGUCUCUCUUCUGCUGUCUCUCCUACCUGUCUUCUGGCUCUCUCUGUACCCUUCCUGGUGCUGCCGUGCCCCCAGGAGGAGAUGACCAGUGCCUUGGCCACAAUGCGCGUUGACUACGAGCAGAUCAAGAUAAAAAAGAUUGAAGAUGCAUCCAACCCUCUGCUGCUGAAGAGGCGGAAGAAAGCUCGGGCCCUGGAGGCUGCGGCUCUGGCCCACUGAGCCACCGCGCCCUCCUGCCCACGGGAGGACAAGCAAUAACUCUCUACAGGAAUAUAUUUUUUAAACGAAGAGACAGAACUGUCCACAUCUGCCUCCUCUCCUCCUCAGCUGCAUGGAGCCUGGAACUGCAUCAGUGACUGAAUUCUGCCUUGGUUCUGGCCACCCCAGAGUGGGAGAGGCUGGGAGGUUGGGAGGCUGUGGAGAGAAGUGAGCAAGGUGCUCUUGAACCUGUGCUCAUUUUGCAAUUUUAUCAGUAAUUUGACUUAGAGUUUUUACGAAACCUCUUUUGUUGUCCUUGCCCCACUCCUCUCCACCAGACGCCUUCCUCUCUGGAUACUGCAAAGGCUUGUGGUUUGUUAGAGGGUAUUUGUGGAAACUGUCAUAGGGAUUGUCCCUGUGUUGUCCCAUCUGCCCUCCCUGUUUCUCCACAACAGCCUGGGGUUGUCCCCGCUGGCUCACGCGUUCUGGGAGCUCAAGGCCACCUUGGAGGAGGAUGCCACGCACUUCCUCUCUCGGAGCCCUCAGACAUCUCCAGUGUGCCAGACAAAUAGGAGUGAGUGUAUGUGUGUGUGUGUGUGUGUGUGUGUGCACACGUGUGUAUGAGUGCGCAGAUCUGUGCCUGGGAUCGUGCAUUUGAGGGGCCAGGGGCAGGCAGGGCUGCAGAGGGAGACGGCCCUGCUGGGGCUUAGGAACCUUCUCCCUUCUUGGGUCUGCCCUGCCCAUACUGAGCCUGCCAAAGUGCCUGGGAAGCCCACCCAGAUUCUGAAACAGGCCCUCUGUGGCCUGUCUCUAUUAGCUGGGUUCCGGGAGGCAGAGAGGAGUGACCGGGCACUGGCACUGCGAUCAGGAAGACUGGACCCCCAGCCCCCAGGGCCCCCCUCCCCCCACUUAGUGCUGGUCCUAGGUCCUCUGAGGCACUCAUCUACUGAAUGACCUCUCUACUUCCCCUUCUUGCCAUUAUUAACCCAUUUUUGUUUAUUUUCCUUAAAUUUUUAGCCAUUUCUCCAUGGGCCACCGCCCAGCUCAUGUAGGUGAGCCUGGGCAGCUUCUGUUGGCAGAGCUUUUGCAUUUCCUGUGUUUGUCCUGGGUUCUGGGGCAUCAGCCAGCUACCCCUUGUGGGCAAAGGCAGGGCCACUUUUGAAGUCUUCCCUCAGAUUUCCAUUGUGUGGCCUGGUGGGUCAGGGGGAGUCUUUGCACCAAAGAUGUCCUGACUUUGCCCCCUUGCCCAUCAGCCAUUUGCCAUCACCCCAAACAACUCAGCUUCGGGGCCGGUGAGGGGAGGGGCCUCCCCCAGCACAGAUGAGGAGCAGCUGGGGUAGGCUGUCUGUGCCAUGGCCCCCCACUCCCCCUUCCCUUGGAGGGAGAGGUGGCAGGAAUACUUCACCUUUCCUCUCCCUCAGGGGCAGGUGGUGGAGGGGCGCCCAGGGUCGUCUUUGUGUAUGGGGGAAGGCGCUGGGUGCCUGCAGCGCCUCCCUUGUCUCAGAUGGUGUGUCCAGCACUCGAUUGUUGUAAACUGUUGUUUUGUAUGAGCGAAAUUGUCUUUACUAAACAGAUUUAAUAGUU
Messenger RNA from Homo sapiens (human), 3628 nucleotides. It is a transcript of the gene MAPKAPK2, whose product is annotated as MAPK activated protein kinase 2. The record is from RefSeq and is marked reviewed. NCBI's taxonomy places the organism in Eukaryota, Metazoa, Chordata, Mammalia, Primates, Hominidae. The transcript has 10 exons. Gene Ontology annotation, molecular function: protein serine/threonine kinase activity; ATP binding; protein serine kinase activity. Gene Ontology annotation, cellular component: cytoplasm; nucleus. The coding region runs from base 326 to 1438 and encodes 370 amino acids. Gene Ontology annotation, biological process: response to lipopolysaccharide; regulation of tumor necrosis factor production; MAPK cascade.